This is a messenger RNA of Zerene cesonia (dogface butterfly), 1223 nucleotides long. RefSeq lists its product as uncharacterized. Bases 121 to 1167 code for a protein of 348 amino acids. NCBI's taxonomy places the organism in Eukaryota, Metazoa, Arthropoda, Insecta, Lepidoptera, Pieridae. The transcript is spliced from 8 exons. The record is from RefSeq and is a predicted model, not a curated record.
GAUGUCAAAUAUAAAAUCUAUGGUUAACCUCAAUUAAAAUUAUACUAAUAUUGAAUAUUGUAAGUCUUAAUAAAUUAAAAUAAUUUAUAAUAUACAUUACAAGUAAACGACAACACAAAUAUGUCAGGGACAUUAUUCCGAUCCCUAUUUAACAGCUUAUCAUUGUACAAAUCUAAUGUUACAACAACACGUUCGGUUCACACCGGAAUAGUCUAUUAUGCGGCACGUAAAGGUACAAGGGCGAAGGCCCGUGCAAAGAAAGUUAAAGUUGAAAUCACGAAAGUUGGUUUUAUUCCUCACAACCAGAGAGGAAAAGACAAAGUGACAAAAAGCCAAGUCAACAAGCAUCUAGACGAUUCCUUCAAACAUGUGCCCGUAGAUGAUGUGUAUCCCAUGCGCUACUAUCGCUGGCCAGUCUACACAGCAGAGGAGGCUGUGAAAGCCCACCAGGAAACCCACCACCCCACUAUGUAUAACGAUCCAGAAGCUUAUGUUUAUGCGAAGGUAGAGAUUAAUAUGGAGGGUAUUAAAAAGACUCGCUUCCUCGAUAAUUUCUCAAAAUUAACCCUUUUACCCCAUAAUUUUCCCCGUGAAGAAGAGCGGUCGAUUUUAGCAUUUUGUAAGGGGGCAGAGUUGAUCAAACAAGUGACAGAUGCUGGGGCUACCACUGUUGGUAGUACAGAACUUAUAAAGAAGAUUCAAGAAGGAACAGUUAAACUAGGUGACUAUGACUAUGUAAUUGCACACCCUAACAUCAUCACUGAACUGGUGCCCAUCAGAGGUCUGAUGAAGAGGCGCUUUCCUAACGUCAAGUCUGGUACAUUAGAUGCAAAUAUUGCUGAAUUGGUGAAGAAGUUUGCUGCCGGCAUACAGUAUAGGGUUGUAAAAGAUGAGGUACAACAGAACUUUGGGUCUGUAGAGGUUCUAGUAGGAAGGUUGAAUAUGGAUCCAAAAUGCGUUGCCGAGAAUAUUGAUGUACUACUGAAAGACAUACAGUCUUCCAGACCUAAGAGAGAUGGACUGUUCAUCACUAGGUGUUUAAUUACCAGCCCGCCAUCUACGGAAAAUUUAAAGAUCGAUCCAUUUGUGCAUGUUGAUCGCACUUUAACUAAAGAAGUGCAAGAGGACAGUGAUGAUGAAGAUGAAGUUGUGGCUGCAACUGCGUAAAUUGGAUUAGGAUGUAAAAAAAUAAUUUAGUGUAAAAUAAAAAUAAAAGUAAUUUA